This is a messenger RNA of Helianthus annuus (common sunflower), 873 nucleotides long. RefSeq lists its product as uncharacterized. The transcript is spliced from 5 exons. Bases 1 to 873 code for a protein of 290 amino acids. Lineage: Eukaryota; Viridiplantae; Streptophyta; Magnoliopsida; Asterales; Asteraceae. The record is from RefSeq and is a predicted model, not a curated record.
AUGGGUCGCAGGGAGGAGGAGGCUGCGCGCUUGCGGGCCGAGGCGGAGGAGUUGGUCAAGGUUGCUCGUGCGGGUGCAGAGCAGCUUAAAAAAGAUAGGGCUGCUUUUGAAAAGCAGAAGCAAACCGAGGAGUGGGCUACGACUGCUGAGCUCAAACAGGCGGAGGCCCGGGCUGUAAAGGCGCUUGAAGAGGCCAAAGAGGCGGGGGCCCGUGCUGCAAAGGCUCUUGAAGAGGCCAAGGAGAGGGAGAGUCGUGCUUCGAAGGCUCUUGAAGAAGCGAAUGCUGAGCGCACCCGUUUGAAUCAGGCUGAUGUGCAGACUCACGAGGCCAAGCUUGCAGAUAUUACUGCCCGCGUGACUGUAGCGGAAGAGCGGGCUAAUGAGGCUGUCGAGGCCAGAGAUGCCCUGACCUCUUCGUUUAAUCAGCUUGAGGCUGACCGUGAGUGGAUGCGGAGUCACGGUAUUGCACGUAUUGUUAAAGCUAUCAUGGACGCGCCUGAGACCGCAAUUGGUAUAGACUUGAUUAAGCAGCGUGCCCGUGAUGCUGGUUUUAAAGCUGGUUAUAACCGCUGUAUCGGCCAUAUAAACGUUUUAUAUCGAGGCGGUUACACUAAUGAACGGUCCGGGUUUCGUGAUGUGGACACCGAAGCGCUUCUUGAGGCGGCCGUUGCAUCAUUUUAUGACAUGUCUCUCUCUUCUGUUGAGAAGCUUGAUGAAUGCUUAGAUGCAGCGGACUAUGUAGACCGGUUGCGGAUGUUAUAUGCCGAUGCGGAAGAGGAAAAUACCGCUGGUGACGUCCAAGAUGGCGCGGAACUUUAUGUAAAUCCGUUGUGCACCACGUGGGUGCAUGAAUUUUUUGAAUAUAAAGUUUAA